Serpula lacrymans var. lacrymans S7.9 is the source of this 336-nucleotide messenger RNA. RefSeq lists its product as uncharacterized. The coding region runs from base 34 to 267 and encodes 77 amino acids. The record is from RefSeq and is a predicted model, not a curated record. The transcript has 3 exons. NCBI's taxonomy places the organism in Eukaryota, Fungi, Basidiomycota, Agaricomycetes, Boletales, Serpulaceae.
GCGGAAAAACAUUAUUCCGAGUCCAAACAUCACAUGCCCUACCUUGAAUUAUACAUCUCUGUAUCGAUAAUGCUGGGCUCGUUUGGAAGUUUCUAUGAUUCCCUUCUGAUGGGCGGGGCAGGCUGGAUGGUAAGCAGCGAUAAUGACGGCAAGGACACGAUGCUAGUCACGAUGACAUAUGGGCAACUUUCAUGCUGUCAAAGGUUGAUCAAUUGGUGCCAGUGCACCGGUGCUGAUGAGCUAGUGCUUUGCCUCACCAUACCGUGACCGGCAAUCCGACAUGUUAAAAUGGCAUCCGUCCUUGAUCCAUCCCCCCUCGACCUUCCUCAAUGGCGC